AUGGUCUUAGAUUUUUCAACUAAUUCCACCACGUCGAUAUAUUACUUCACUUUCAUCAUGCAGAAACGCGUUUUAUUCGAAGCCAAUUCAAUGAAUCCUUUUUUCAGAUGUCAUAUAUCUGGCGCUUCGAACAUAUCUUUGGUCAAAUCAAAUCUUCUCCGCACUCAAGUUGUGAAAUUAUCCACAUCUCAACAGUCGACGCAUUUGGAAUUCAUGUAUGAGAAAAUGUGUUCGAGGAUCUUGUAUCGGUUUUUAAUAUUUCGCAUAUUUAUAUCCAACGAGCAAGAUUUUAAGUUCGAUCUAAAGUUUUCUACCAACGAAAGAAGACCACUUAUCUUCACUUUUUCUACAAAGAUUCAGUCCUUAUCCAUCAAGAAGUUUACUGUGAUGGUUCCUUUAUCUACGGUUCUAAGAUCAGUGUGGUUAAAUCUUACAAUUGAUUUGUUUUCUUUUAUACACGACUUAAAUGUUCAAAAUGGCCUUAAGAAGCUGAAAACCAUCACGGUCUACCCAUUUUGCUAUUUAUCUGAGCUUUCAGUUACUUCAUACUCCAUCAGUGAUGUUUCCAUUCUCGGUAAUCCUCAAACUUCAGAAAAUAACACACCAGAAAUUUACCAGGUUUUAAACGUUCCGAAAAUUCGCUUGGAUGAAUGGAGAAGAGCAGAACGGAUAGAUUUACGAGGAAGUGAAGACUCAAAGGAUCUUUUAAAGGUAUCACAAUUGACUACAGUUGGUAACCAAUCAUGCACGAAAUCGUCUCAGUCCUCAUCAGUAGAAGGUGAGAGAUGUAUUUCAGGAAGGCAAAACUCUGCAAGGAAACGAAUAUUUCUGCAAAUUAACAGGGUUUGUAUUAAUGAACAGAGUUCUACAGGUUCUAGUAAAGUACCUACUGGUCCAAAUGUUUCUAAAGAUCCAAGAAGUUUUAGCGCCGGUGCCAUUUCCAAUCGCCUAACUAGUACUGCCAAAAAUUCUACAAGUUUAUUGUAUUAUCCAGAAGAAAAUAUCAAUUCCAAUCACUUCAAAGUUAUGAAUAAUAUGAAAUCGGAAAUAGAGCAGUCCUAUCAACAACAAUAUGAUAUAGAAAAACAAUAUCAGUCCAUUCGUUUAGGCAGUUUAUAUUUAUUUAAUAGUCUACCUCAACCUGCACCAAGCUUUUUUACGCAAUCAUGUAUUAAAGAUAUCGAAACUAAAGAGAUCGAUGAAAAAAUGGAGAAUAGAAACAUUGUAAUCUGCUCAAAAAGUCCUUAUUUACAACGUAUAAGGAUAGAUCAUCAUUCGUUAAAAGAAUUAACUGAUGCAGAUUUGAAAUUUAAAGUGAUUAUGGCAUCUACUCCAUAUCAUUUAAAUAAUGAGACUCCCUUAUCAAAUGAUAACACCAUCAUGGGAACAAAUGAGAAUUUAUUAGAAAAAACCGCCCCACAUAAAUCUAAUAUAAAUGAUGAAAAUGAUAAAACAGUUUGUACACCACCUCCUAUCAAUUUAGCCGGAUAUGAACAAUCUGACGAUUUAUCCGCCAGUUUUGAAGCGUCACUUUUAGCUAGCCUUAAACAAGCAGUACUUGGUGAAGCUAUAGAACCUGAUUUACAGUUUUUAUCAUCAUCGAAACAACAAAUAACCGGUGAUGAUCACAAUAACAAGUUAAGAGAAACAAUUACAACACCAAUGACAAAUGCAAAAUAUCCACAUUCUGAAAUAUCAAAAUCAAUACCAGUACCAUCACAAAGUCCAUCAUUAAAUCAUCUGAAAAAGAACAUGUUAAGUACAAUUAAAAAUGAAAAAUGUGAUAUUGUGGUUGCACUUCAAAAACAAAUAUUAAAUGUCAGUUUCAGUGACAAUGACAAUUACAAUGCGGGCGAUGAUACCACAACAACCGAUGGUUUAGGAUCAUUAAUUUAUUUACGUUAUCACUUGGCACGUCAUCAUCAUCAUCAGCAUUACGAACAUGAGGAUCAGCAUCUAGUUCAUGAAAGAUGUGAUGGUAACUUACUACUGGAUAUGAAUAACCAGUUAUUGACAAAAUUAAAAACAAGCACUUGUCAACAAAAUGGUUACACGUGUAGAGAAGAAGAUGAUCCUGCUAUACUUACCCCUUCUCGUGCAUCAUCGAUGGUUCAUCAACGUACACACAGUACAGAUGAUGUAUCACAAUUAGUUACAGGUUUUGAAUUGUCCAGUCAUUGGGGUACUGAAACAGCAAACUCAUCUAAUGAAAGUAUAUCAUAUUCAGUGUGCGAAAGCAUUACAUCACCCUUGCCUCAAUCAUAUCAACUAGUAGAACAUACAUCUUCUGUGAAUCAAAUGGAAUUACAAAAUACUGGAUCAGUUAAUAAAGAAGUGAUCAAUAAUAAUAGUUCUGACAAACCAUUUGAUGUAAAUUCAAAUCAUGGACUUAUCGAAUUAAUUUAUGAUCCAAUAUUAAAAUGUUACUAUGAUCCUACAUCUGGACGUUUUUAUGAAUUAAUCUGA
Messenger RNA from Schistosoma rodhaini, 2466 nucleotides. The record is from the annotation of a GenBank genome assembly. NCBI's taxonomy places the organism in Eukaryota, Metazoa, Platyhelminthes, Trematoda, Strigeidida, Schistosomatidae.